Molecule: messenger RNA, 8323 nt
Organism: Leptidea sinapis
Lineage: Eukaryota; Metazoa; Arthropoda; Insecta; Lepidoptera; Pieridae
Product: neuroligin-1
Exons: 13
Coding region: 1-2766 (921 amino acids)
Biological process (GO): postsynaptic membrane assembly; presynaptic membrane assembly; modulation of chemical synaptic transmission
Cellular component (GO): synapse; cell surface; postsynaptic membrane
Molecular function (GO): signaling receptor activity; neurexin family protein binding
Source: RefSeq, a predicted model, not a curated record
AUGCGCACGGACUGCGCCGCGCUGCUCGCGUGGCUCGUGUGCUGCGCCGCCGCGCUGUCCACACACAAGUAUAGCACGCGCGUCGUGCGCACCAAGUACGGCCCGUUGCGAGGCAUCGUCGUCCACUCGCACCCGCAGGUCGAGGCUUACUUGGGUGUGCCCUACGCUACGCCACCACUCGGAAGCCUCAGAUAUAUGCCUCCGGUGACACCGUCGCAGUGGCGAACUACCCGCUUGGCGGAUGCAAUGGGCCCUGCUUGUCCCCAAGUCCCACCAUCCGUUGUACCUCGUGAAGAAGCACUUUUGUUACAUCCGCGAGCUCGGAUCCGUCAGCUCGAGCGCCUCCUUCCAAUGCUUGUAAACCAGAGCGAAGAUUGUCUUUAUGUUAAUCUAUACGUCCCUAUGAACGGUGCAGAAGGUGAAUCAGAAAAACCUGGAUUGUCUUGUUUGGUGUUCGUGCACGGGGAGUCAUACGAGUGGAGUUCUGGCAACGCGUACGACGGUACAGCUCUUGCUGCACAUGGCCACAUCAUAGUUGUUACCAUAAAUUUUAGACUAGGUGUUCUGGGUUUUUUAAAAACCGGUGCUAAGGGGUCGGCACAGGGUAACUUCGGCUUAAUGGACUUGGUGGCCGGACUGCACUGGUUAAGGGAAAAUCUCCCCGCUUUUGGGGGGGAUCCCGAAAAAGUGACAUUGAUGGGACAUGGUACCGGCGCUGCACUCGCAAACUUCCUCGCCGUAUCACCCGUUGCUAGAGAGCUACUGAAGCGGGUUAUUUUAUUGAGCGGAUCCGGUCUCAGUUCGUGGGCGUUGCAAAGAGAGCCACUAACGAUAAAAAGAAAGGUAGCAGAACAAACCGGCUGCCACGGAGACUUAUUAGAGGAUGACUUAGCACCAUGUCUACGCAAUAAGCCGCUGGCCGAACUACUCGCAGUGAAACUUGAACCACCGAGGUUUUUGCCCGGCUUUGCUCCCUUCGUCGACGGCACUGUUAUUGUCAACCCAUCUUCGGCACAACCACCUACGGACACUUCUCGAUUAGGAGCGGGUGCUGCCGCCGUCACUUCCGCCGCUGGCCACGAACUGGCUGACUUCCCCCACAGAGAACUAAUGUUCGGUCUCACUACUACAGAAUCUUACUUGGAAUUCAAUGCUCAAGACUUGGAGUUUGGCUUCAACGAGAGCAGGCGCGACCGCAUUCUCCGCACUUUCGUCCGCAACGCUUAUUACUACCAUCUAAAUGAAAUUUAUUCUACCCUCAAAAACGAAUAUACAGACUGGGAUAAACCGGUGCAGAACCCGUUAAGUGUACGUGACGCUACGCUUGAGACCCUCAGCGACGGCCGUACAGCCGCGCCCCUAAUAAGGCUGGGAUAUCUUCACGCGCUGCGGCGAGGAACCACAUACUUCACUCAUUUUCACUACCUUUCACAAGACAAAGACUAUCCACAGAGACCUGGAUCAGUGCAUGGAGAGGAGUUACCCUUCUAUUUGGGGAUGCCGUUAUCACAGUCUUAUCACGACCUCAACUACACGACGCAGGAACAACAAGUUUCCAGGCUGUGUUUACAUUAUGUUGCCAACUUCGUCAGAUUUGGAAAUCCGAACGACCCUUCAGCCAUCCCCCCGCCGAGCCCUAUUCGGGGAGAUGAGCCUCGUCCCGACCCAGAUGACACACCCUACUGGGACACUUAUGACACCAUAAAUCAGCUAUACAUGGAGAUAAGUACAAAGCCUGGAAUGAGAAGUCACUAUCGCGGUCACAAAAUGUCAUUAUGGCUGUCUCUUAUACCGCAGCUGCAUCGACCCGGAAACGACCUGCCCGAUGCGGCCAUGAGACAUCACCACUUUCAAGAUGAUAACGUUAACUACUAUGAAGGUGUUGUAAGGCCGCAAUCUAUGUCCCGUGCUCACGUACCACACGUAGUGAAUAUGGACAAUGAUGGACGCAGUGGAGACAAAAGUACACCACCACCUCGGUCAGCCUUACCGAAGCCCUCUUCAGUCCCGUCCACGGAAUGUCCACCUAACGUCACUUCAACGCCACCACAUUCCGAUGAUGCUCUUCUCAGACGUCUUGCAUCAUCACACUAUCAAUCAUAUACAGCUGCUCUCACAGUCACAAUUGCUGUCGGAUGCUUUCUAUUACUACUAAACGUGCUAAUAUUUGCGGGCAUUUAUCAUCAAAGAGGCACUCGUCCACGACGUAGCAAAGAUGACUUGACUGAAGCUGGUAGCUCAUCUUCAUCUGAUAACUAUGACGGUAAAAUAGACUAUGAAGUUCGAGCUUUCGAAGGAAAAGGCUUUGGUUUUGAAUGCAAAUCUGCUCACGUACCCCGCGGUUCUAAAUUUGAUUUACGAACAUUGUCUGAUUGUGGUGAGCCCGCAUUCGGUGAAUAUAGUUGUUAUGAUGAAAAACAUCGUGCAGCACGAAGAUCAUUGCCAGACGUUAGCGUAGGAAGUGUGAUGGAUGCUAGCAGUGUUGUGUGCAUUGAUACUCAAAAGCCGGACAUUCAAAAAAUCGAAGCACGAAUAACCGAAGUUGUUGGAAGAACUAGCACAUUUGAGCCUCGUGUUGUAGAUAGUUCAACUCAAGUGAAAUUUGGCCCUUUAGCUGAUGGUUGUGAUUUAUCAUCAGAAACAAACGGAGAUUUAGACAUAAAUGCAAGUGGCUCUGGGAUUUUAAGGGUACCCCCUGCAGCCACGACACCAGCACCUCCGGGAAUUAUGAAGAAAAGGGUGCAGAUACAGGAAAUAUCUGUAUGAGAUUUACAAAAGUUGGAAUCCGCGGAGAUUGUGAUCAGUGAAAGGACAAAAUUAUAAUGAAAAAUUGUACAAAUAGACAAAAUCUACUUUGUGGAAAUGUUUAAAGUGAUGAUAUGUAUAUAUGUAAAUUACUAUAAAUAUAAAAUGAUGUAAAUAUGUGUUCAUAAAACUAUAUUGAUGUUACAAAUAUAACCUAUUCGUAUUCUACUCAAAUAUAUCAAAAGACCAAAUAACUAUCUGAUCUAUUAAUUGCUAAUGUUAAAAUUAAAUACAAAUCAACUUGUUUAGAAUGAGAGUGAUUGAAGAAAAGUAACACCAGCUUUAUGUUAAAAAUAUCUUUUAAUCACUGUGAAAUUAUAAUAAUUUAAAGAAAAUAAAUACAAUAAUGCAUGUCAGUUGACAACAUCUUCUAAAGCAUAGACUAACAGUAUGGUAGCGUGCAGUAGACAAACAUAGUAAGCAAAAGACGAGAACACAUCAAGCGAAGAUUCAAUUCAAUUUUUUGUGAUAUGGCGUGUGACUGAACCAGUCGUCCGCAAAUUAUUUCGCCAAUGACUAGUGGAAUUGAAGAGACACGGUAUUAAUGGUUGAUUUUGGAUAAUUUAUAAGUGGCAGGUUUUUAGAGUAUUGCGUUAUUUUAAAGGGUUAGUUUCUAGCCUGGAACAAACAAAAUAAACAUAUUUACAGCUUAAUAUUAUUAUGUUUUACAUAUUUACAUAAAAAACUACAAUAAAAAUUUAACUUGACGGGGAAAUUAAGAACGUUCGGGACUGGACGGGGUUACGGAGAGGAAAAGACUAUAUGCGAGACAGUACCUUCGUCUAAGCCACAUUCACACAACGUGUGAUCUGUAACUCUGAUCUUGUGCAGGUGGACAGGUGUGCUGGAAUGACCAAGACGUAAGUGAUAUAUUGUGGAGGUAACCCACCUGUCUGCGUAUCUAUGGGAGAAAAACCAUGGGCCUUGGUUUUAGUGGAGGUACAGUAACAAAGAAAAGUAACUGAUUUUGAUUGGCAACUCGUAAACGUUGACAAAUCUAAAUUGAUCACGUAUUAUCGAACUGUAAGGUCUGCUAUACGCUAUUGUCUAUGUUCUAAACGAUGUUUGAUCGUUGAACAUUUACUAAAUUCCCGAUUCAUAGCUAAGCGUUCAAAGAUUAUUAAUUAUUUUUGCGCGACAGACUUGUUAGUAUAUUCAAUAUCAUAUUCAAUUAUUAAAAUUUCAUUGGGUCGGUGCCAAAUCCUUUUCUUAAGGCGACACUAAAUGCCAGCGACCUUGAGUGAUAUGAGGUCACGGCUGCUGGCCCGCCAUCUAUGUAACAAAGCCAAUACUUUCAAAAUUAUUGCGUGAAAAACAGUUUAUAUGCAAUCAUAUGUUUAUAUACAAUCCUCGUUAUUCACUACUAAUCUGAAUAAAUGAACCUACACAAAAAAGUACAAGCUAUAAGAAUAACUUUUCAGAGACAAGUACCAAAAAAAUGCGUCACGCCAUGCCAAAAAACUCGUUAACUUCAAAGAAAAGUGGUAGUUCAAAAAGGCUCGGCAGUGUUAACUAUAACCAACAGCAAGCAUUAGCAACCUACAAAUAAGACUUAAGGAUAUUUGUAACAGGAUUAAGUAGUGUUCAUAGCUCGAAAUGCUAUACUUUCACCACAAAACUUGUCUAAAAACACCAUGUUUGCGUGUUUUCUGCUUACUCUUCGCCUUAAUUUCUUUUAGGAUGUUACUCGGUCUGUAUUUAUAAAAAGGCAAUUUAAAAUGUAAUAAUAUUAAAUAAUUGCUUAUCUAUAUAAUUGUAAAAGCUUUGCGAUCAUAGUUACUACUUUCUGUAUAUAUUAUAUAUUAGUGUCUUACAAGAUUCAUAGUGUUACUAAAUUAUGUUGUGAAUUUGUAAAUUUAGCAUACGAUGUAAAAUAAUAAGUGUGUAGUUUUUAUAAGUAUAAAAUAAUCGAUACUUAAUGGACGAGUACUUAUUCUAUAACUUAUCAGGAUUUGGUAUUAAUUCGUUAAUUCAGCUUAAAUUAAAAUUUGAGGAAAACAGGGUAAUCGAAAUUCAGUUUUUACAUAUUCUUAAUAAAAUCGCUUACUUUGCUUGUAAUGGUGUAAAAACUCCUUUUAACCCUGAAAUAUGUAAAUGUAAUUCUAAACUUGCUUAUUAAGGGCAUAUAUUCAAAAUAGAUUGAUACUGCAUGGGCGUGGCCUUUUCUUCCUAAUAACAGGUAAAUGUAAAUUGCAAGUGCGCAAAACCGUCCAUAAGCAAUUUAAAUUAGCGCUUUAAACUUUUAUUUCUUUCAGGUGACAAUAUUAAUUAAUAAACAAAUUUUCAAGUAAAGUUUUAGUAAAGUACAGUACAGAUUUUCCUUCAAAAAGGCACGCAAUAUACUUUGAUGUUUUUUCUACAGAUUAAAUUUAUUUUUAUCGUGUGAAUAUAAAAUUAAGGCCGGCAACACAUUUCUUGACACCUGUUGUUGCGGAUGUCCAUGGGCAGUUGCCUCACCCCCAUCCCGUGAGCCUCUUGCCCGUUUGCCCCAUAUAAUAAAAAAAAAGUAAUAAUAUAUUAAAUCUGUCAGUGAACCAUAAAAGGCAUUUAUUUUCUCAAAAUUGAUUCCUUUAGAAUUCUUUUUGAUGUCAUUUCUAAUAACUACUAGAUACUACUUACGCUUCAGAAACAAAUGGCGCUCUGAGAGAGAAGAAGCGGCGCAAGAAACUCUCCCAGCAUUAUUUUUUUGCGCUCUUUUCAAUAUAAAUACACAAUAUUGUACAGACAUUUCUACGGCUAUAAAAUAAUUACAAUCUAGUCCCAGGCUGUCCGAUCAUUUAGAUAUUCAGCAGUGGAGUAAUAGGAUUUACGACAGAGCCAUUUUUUUUAUAAAACAUUUAAAUUUAUUUAUAGAUAAUGCCUGAACAGUGGCUGGGACUUUAUUAUAGGGUCAAAAUAUAAAAAAUAAACAGUUUAUGUUGCAUGUAGGCCCUUAAGUUAAUACAAAAAGCAAAACAGAGUUAUAGCUAUAAACUAAUUGGCCUAAUUAAAUGCGAGACACGCUACUUUGUUUAUGGAGUACUCGUCCAUAUUUUAUCUCUGCAGGAAUUGAUGAGAUUAAGUAUAUAAAGGAUAGUACACAAUAUUGGAUCCACGUUGUGACAAAAUGAGAAUGAAAAAUUUUUCUUUUCAUUCGGAAUUGAGAACGGAUUUAAAGUUUUUAAUUAAAGGAAGUUGACUUGGAAUUGAAUUUUUAUUAUUUGGUAUUAAUAAAACCUUUGAUAAUUUAUACGUCUAGAUAGAUUUACCAGUAGGAGGCACCUUUGCACAGAUUAUGGCUCACAACCGCGCCUAUUUCUGCCGUGAAGUAGUAAUGUGUUAACAUUACUGUGUUUCGGUCUGAAGGGCGUCGUAGCUAGUGAAAUUACUGGGCAAAUGAGACUUAACAUCUUAUGUCUCAAGGUGACAAGCGCAAUUGUAGUGCCACUCAGAAUUUUUGGGCUUUACAAAAAACCUGAGCGGCACUGCAUUAUAAUGGGUAGGGCGUAUCAACUACCAUCAGCUGAACUUUCUGCUCGUCUCGUCCCUUAUUUUCAUAAAAAGAAGAGUCUCUUGCUGUUAGGCCACGGAUAAAAUCAGGCCAGGAAUAUUAGUUUAGUGUGCGUGACAACUUACGUCUUCCACUCGCGAUUUGUAUGACAUUCUGUGUUAUUGUGCGUGAAUUGCUCAAAAUAGAGGUUAAUUCUAAACUCAAUUUCUCGACGUUUUCACAGCUGUCAUAGUCUAUCUAGACGUAUAAAUGAUGUAAGAAUAAAAUCAUACCUAUUAUACAUUAAGCGUAUUUAUACUCGAUGCUUCUUAUGUUUAAUACGACUCGUAUGUUUAAAUUGUAUUGAGAACAACUCUAUUAUUUAAGUCUUUAAGAAAUUCUAUCAAACUGUUAUUAUAAUGACUGAAUAUUUCUAUGUUUACUGUUCAAUAUUCUUUUAGCAAUUUGUAUCUUACCUACAUAGUCUUAAGAUUCGUUAUAAUAUAGUCGUUGCAUAACUUAUUUCUGUUGUUGAUAUUAUAUUGAAUUCAUGUUUUAUCUAUGAAUUAUUUCCAAAUUUAUAAUAAUGUGAUUCCACCAUUUUAUGGUUCUAAUUGCUUUUGUCGGAAAUCUAAUUAUUAAAGAUCGUGGCGAAUCGUGUAGGCCUAUCGUAGAUGACACACUUUUUGUGUUAUCGAGUCUGCGGCACACAAGAAGUCUGCAUUGCGCCCAAAAUGUCUUUGGCAGACAAUUCACAGACUCAACGCACACGACGUACACUUUCACUCAUUUUGUCGGCAGAACUAUAGGCAUGUACACGCAAUGGAAAUACAGAGAUUGCGGUGUAUUAUAGUAUAGUAUAAAUAAAUUUGCACACUUCAUCCCACAAUUUUUAUUUUAAAUUUCUGUCAUGAUACUCUGCCAAAGAUGUAUCAUACAGUGCUGGUCUGUUUUCUAUUUCUUGAAUCAACAUCGAUACAUCGAUGUCUAGAGCCAUGAUACACGUCAAUCACUAGCAAGUGCAAACUACAGACUAAUGUGAGCGUCGUCUGCGUCAACGUUAAUUAUUUUUGGCGCACUUUUUGUACGGUCGGACGGUCUGUCGGUACGAGGAUAUUUUGAGUGUCAGACUUUGCGCGUCGUUUGCGGUACUGCAUAUAAUUCUAUAUUUUUUAUUCUCACAGACUAAAAAAUGCGUUACGGAUAGUCUGUCGUCUGAGAUAGGCCUUAAUCUCACCAAUGUGACCCCUGUUCGAUCCUCACUCGCCGUCUUUUCGGCUUUUGAAUUCAUAUGUACGUUAAUUGGAGGCUUUAUAAGAUUGUUGUUGUCAUUCCUCUCGUGCUACAAGAUAGUAUUGGCUGCGGUGAUCACUUACCAUCAGGUGACACGUAUGUGUCAUAAAACUAGAAAACAGUGGGAGGCUAUUUUGCACAGGAUGCCGGAUAGAUUUUGGGUAACACAACGGCGCCUAUUUCUGUCGUGAAGCAGUAAUGUGUUACAUUACUUUUUUUUCGAUUGAAGGGCGCCGUAGCUAGUGAAAUUACUGGUCAAAUGAGACCUAACAUCUAAUGUCUGUCAAGGUGACGAGCGCAGUUGUAGUGCCGCUCAGAAUUUUUGGGUGUUUCAAGAAUCCUGAGCGGCACUACAUUGUACCCAUUACAAUGGCAAGGCCUAUCAAUUACCAUCAACUGAACGUCUUGAUCGUCUUGUCCCUUAUUUUCGUAAAAAUUAGGGCAAAUAAUGGUUGCAAGCAGUUGAAGUCAAAAUGUAUUUAUUUUAAUCCAUCCGACAAAGUGAGAUACAACUUGUGUCUCGUGAAGAUAAAGGAACAUAUUCGGAACAAUUGCUCAUAUUAUAUGUAACACAACAUAUUGAUGGGAUCCCACUAGUUUUGAAAAUUGUAUUAGAUGCGUACUACAAAUAUGUACGCAGAUGUGUUUGUUGAUAAUUUGAAUAUUCUGUAACGUAUUGUUUAUAAAGUUACAAAUUAAUCGCAUUUUGUUACAAUUUGGUGUUAAAUGGAGUGCGUGACUAGUAUUAAAUAAAGU